Messenger RNA from Sinocyclocheilus rhinocerous, 1175 nucleotides. RefSeq names its product serine protease 27-like. Gene Ontology annotation, molecular function: serine-type endopeptidase activity. The coding region runs from base 1 to 978 and encodes 325 amino acids. The record is from RefSeq and is a predicted model, not a curated record. Gene Ontology annotation, biological process: proteolysis. NCBI's taxonomy places the organism in Eukaryota, Metazoa, Chordata, Actinopteri, Cypriniformes, Cyprinidae. The transcript has 8 exons.
AUGUGGAGAUUAACAUGCGUUACGUUGACCCUGCUCAUGUGUGCCAAAGGUUCACAUUCUCAGUUGAAUGUUUGUGGACAGGCUCCUCUAAACACCCGUAUUGUUGGUGGUGUGAACGCACCUGAUGGGUCGUGGCCGUGGCAGGUCAGUCUGCACCGUUCUGGAUAUCAUUUUUGCGGAGGCUCCCUCAUCAACAAUGAAUGGGUCCUGACGGCAGCUCACUGUUUACCUGGUGUCAGCGCAUCCAGUCUGCGUGUGUAUUUGGGAAGGAGGACACAGCAGGGAGUCAAUGCCAAUGAGAUCAGCAGAAACGUGAGAACGAUAAUCACCCACUCCUCUUACAACAGCUUCACACAUGACAAUGACAUCGCUCUGCUCCGGCUGUCCUCCACGGUCACCUUCAAUAACUACAUUAGACCCGUGUGUCUGGCGGCCCAGAACAGCGUCUUCCCUUCUGGCACCAGCAGCUGGAUCACAGGCUGGGGAGAUGUUCAAUCUGGAGUGAGCCUACCUUCUCCUGGGAUUCUGCAGGAGACUAUGGUUCCAGUGGUGGACAAUGUUCAAUGUAAUACUCUGCUGGGUUCUGGAUCUGUUACCAGCAACAUGAUGUGUGCUGGUUUAACGCAGGGAGGCAAAGACACCUGCCAGGGGGAUUCUGGUGGUCCGAUGGUGCCGAUGCAGUGUACAGUGUGGGUUCAGUCUGGUAUCACCAGCUGGGGUUAUGGCUGUGCCCAUCCCAACUCUCCUGGAGUUUACACCAGCGUGUCUCGAUAUCAGAGUUGGAUCACAAACAACAUUGGACAGAACCUGCCGGGAUUUGUCACCUUCAGUCCCUCUAACUCAUGCUCUGCCAGCCUAACCUCAACCUCCUGUAGGGGGAGAUGCAAUGAGAAGUACAACAGUCACUUCCGCUGCAACUGCAAUACUAACUGCAUUUUAAACUGCUGCAAAGAUUACAGACAGCAUUGUGCCAUGUGAGGUGUCUCAUAAUUCCAUGGAUUAUUUGAUCACAGGCUUAUAAUCAUGUCACUUGCACAUAAAUCAGAUGAUCUUUAUCUGCUUCUUCUGCGAGGAGAUUUUACUUCAGUGCCACUUUGGAUGAGUUGCACAGUCAGAAACGAGCACCAAUGCAAACGCAGUCAAAGAACUGCUGCACUGACUUCACUCAGGGGUGU